Messenger RNA from Ooceraea biroi (clonal raider ant), 7243 nucleotides. RefSeq names its product neuromusculin (gene nrm). NCBI's taxonomy places the organism in Eukaryota, Metazoa, Arthropoda, Insecta, Hymenoptera, Formicidae. The record is from RefSeq and is a predicted model, not a curated record.
UCGGGUAAGCGCACGAUUCGCCUCUGCCACUCCACCUCGCCUCGAGACGAGCCGACCCGCCAGUCGCUCGCGACUCUGUCUCUGGCUCGGUUGCACGCUCCCGUCUGACAGCCGUCAUCGUCGACCUCCCUUCUUUCACGACCGCCCACGAGUCCAUCGUAGGGAGAGAGAUCGGUUCCGGCGAGAGAUCGGAGGCGGUCUCGCGUCCCGCGUAAAAUCGUCCUCCGUCACGUCGUUCUCGUUCUCGUCAUCGUCAUCGUCGUCGUCGCGAGAGGAUCAACCCCGCGCGAUCCCGCUGUCGACGCCCCGGAACCGUCCAAAACCGAAGUGGAGAAUUCACCGUUGCUUAUCGAGCGCGCACGUGUUCUCCUCUCCUCCGUUCGUUCCGCCGUUCUCUUGCUACUAUCAGUCUUGUCUCCCUCGGGAAACCGACCGCGGGCUUCGAUCCUAUCGGAAAUACUGAGUGUGCUCCUCGCGUUCUUCAUUCCUGUCGAAGAAUCGUCCCGCUCUCAUCCCUUUGACGUCGAUCGAUUUUCGCGAUCAUCCCUCGCGAUCGUACUGACAUCACGAUUCCGGAGUGCUGGUGCGGGUUCCCACGCGAGUGGUGGUCCACGUUUGAGCUGACGAAACAGUGAAUCUGCCGGUUUCCGGUCAUACGCGCGGUGAUUGUGGAUCGCUGUGGCUAUAUUUUGGUGAACGCCGUCGUACGGUGCGCUCUUGAUGAAUGUGGUGCGCUAGGAAAGUUUAGACCCUUCGACAACCAACCCGGCAAUCCCCAGCUGGAUUCCUCUCGAUCAUGCGUCGGGCACAGGGUCCCAUCCGCAGGACCGCGGCGAUCGUUCUCCUGUUCCUCGGCGGAUCCGCCGUUCUGCUGCGCGAAGCCAAAGGAAGCGGCGAGCCGUGGUUGAGGAGCGAGAAGCACGCCGAGUUGAGUACGGAGGUUCUACUGCCGUGCGUCUUGAAGUCACCGCAAUGCGAGGGCCUACACAGCAUCAAAUGGUACCGCGGACCCACGCGAAUUUUCAUAUUCAGCGAGGAUGCCGGUAUAAUACGCGGCAACAACGAUAUCGCUGCCAGAGCCGACAUAGACUAUUCUACGAAUUCAUCGAAAACCUAUCUGAAGAUACCGAAAGUUAAGUUGGAGGACGAGGGCCUCUACAAGUGCGAAGCUACAUACAUGGCGGUCAACCGCGAGUGCAACAAUGUGCAGCAUAUUAUCCUUAACGUAACGGUGCAACCGGCAUUCGUACGUGUCAUCGAUGAAAAUUCGAAGAAUACUCUGAGCACUGGUGCCACUUUGGGGCCUAUAAACGAGGGUUCGCCAAUAUCGUUGUAUUGCGAGAGUGGCGAAGGCAAACCUGUACCCACGGUCCAGUGGUUUAAAGGUGACCAGCUACUUGAAGCGACAAGCUCGUCCACCAUUGCUGAUACCGGAAUAGGCACUGGCAGUAGUUUACUGGAGAUGCAAAUUACUCGGGAAGAGUUAGGCGCAACGUUCACGUGUAAAGUCAACAGUAUCGCUCUCGUGGAGCCACUCACGGUUGAUAUCAAACCAGAUGUACAUGUGCGCCCGCUGAAGAUGGGCUUAGCCGGAGUGGUUGGUCAUGUCGUGCAGGGAACCAAGAUCUUAUUGCAGUGCAAGGUAGAGGCAGCGCGACCCGCCGCCAACGUGACCUGGCAGAACGGAACGCAGUUCUUAAACGAGAGCAGCGAGCGAGUCGAGAUGUUUGAGACGAAAGUACACGAAAACGAGGACGGUACAUCGGAGACGAAAAGUUACCUCGCUUUUACAGCAUCGGUGUAUGACAACGGCAAAACGUUCAAGUGCUUCGCUGAGAAUUCGGUUACUCGCACCGAAGACUUGAAGCCAAUGAAGGAAGUGACAACGAUCGAUGUGUUAUAUCCGCCGAUGAUUAAAAUAAAACCAAUCAACAUAACGGUUAACGAGACAGAUGAUUUUCUGAUAUUCUGCGAUUACGAGGCAAAUCCAGCUACGUUAAUAAAAGUGACAUGGUUACGAGACGACGAAGAAUUAGUAUUAAACGACGACCAUUACGACGGCGGAGUCACAGAACAAACAGCGCUCACGGUGAAAAACGCGACUCCCAGCGACAUGGGUUCUUACAAAUGCAUCCUGGAGAACGACGUCGCCUCGUCGGUUUCCGAGGACACCGUGGAAGUUUCGGUCUUUUACAAACCGGUGGUGGAGGUGAUAAUAGACCCGGAGACACCUGUGAACGAAGCGGAUCGCCUGAACGUAUCGUUAACGUGCGAGGUCGAUGCCGGUAAUCCGGCGAUGCUGACGGCCGUCCGUUGGUAUUUGGACGGUGAUCUAUUGAAAGAACUUCCGGACUGCACGAGGAACAGCACUGCCAUGACAACGACCACCGAGGAGUCGUUGACGUUCUGCGACAUCGACCCCAGCAAACUGCUGCUGGAGGCUGUCGGUCGCUCCUUCCACGGCAACUAUUCCUGUGAGGGGAGAAACGAGGCUGGUUGGGGACCGAUCUCACCUAGCACGCCUGUCAUAGUUUAUUAUAAGCCCGGUCCGGCGUCGAUAUCGUACGAACCCCGGAAAGUGGUGAAGAAGCAUCUAUUAUCCAUCACUUGCUUCGUUUUGGAUCCCGGACGACCGAAGGUGUCGGGCUUCAAGUGGCUGCGCGGCUGGCAUCGACUUCCAGACGAGAACGACGCCACGCUCGUCAUCGAGUCGGUUAAUUUGGAAACCGAGGCAAAUUUCACAUGCCUGGCUUAUAACGAGGCCGGCGACGGCGAACCAGCCACAACGUUUAUCGACGUAUCCGCGGCGCCAACGUUCAUUAAGAAGUUACCCCCGUAUUACGGUUACCUGUACAACGCGCCUAACGUGAGCAUCAUGUGCUGGGUCGAAUGCGCCCCGAUCUGCAAUAUUUCCUGGCUGAGGGAUGACAUUCCCAUGGACUUCUCGAAAACGAAUCGAUACUACGUGUCGAACGUUUAUCAUCCGCCUGACCCAAGGACCAGCGACUUCGAGAGCAUCCAAUCGACCCUUGUAUGGAAUCUGACGGUCUGGCCGAACGGUGAGCUCGACCGUGCCGAGGAUAACAGCAAAUUCACCUGCAAGAGCAGCAGCAACGGGAUUGGCCCAGGCGUGGAGAGUAGUACUUACUUUCACGUCGAGUUCCCUCCGGAAGAAAUUAUAAUAUCGAAGAAAAUAAUCAACGUGACGGUGGACACGAUACCGGAAACCGUCAAGUGCGACGCGAAGGCGCGACCGAAACCGAUCUUCCGGUGGUUCCGCGAGGGAUCCGCCGACACCAUUAUGGAGGGCCACGUGCUCGACUUGAAAAUGCCGGUACCCCGGCGUAGCAAUGGUUCUUACUACUGCGAGGCGUCGAAUCGUCACGGUUCCCUGAAUAUCUCGAUGGUCAUGAAUGUGCAAUUUAAACCCGAAUGCUACAUAGAGAAAGAGCGAUUCGAGGGACAGGACUACGUGGUUUGCUCAGCCAUUGCCAAUCCGAAAGAGUCGGAUUUCGUCUGGUCAUUGAAAAGUGACAAUGAUACAUUGGAACAAGUCCCAGAAAUGCGGAACGGGAGAAGUUACAUGCUUCUCGAUACUUCGGUUACUAAUUUCCGGACGUACAUAUGCGUGGCGAACAAUACAAUUGGCCAUUCUGCACCAUGUGAACGUGAUAUACCAGCCUACCAUGGACAUAAAAGUCAUAUACCCUGGUGGCAUCAAUUGGAGGGUAAUCUGCUGCUGAUCAUUAUCGUCGUAGCUGUGGUCAUCAUACUGGUCCUAAUACUGAUCUGCGUGGCCAUCUACAUCGUGUGCCGGCGGAAGCACAGCGAAAUGAAAUACAGUAAUCGGGUGGUCGAGCUGGAGGAACGCGAGCAUCCAGACGGUGGACCGCCCAGUCCGACGGUAUCCUCGCACUCGGUGCAAAGCCCGGCGCAUCCGACACCGGCGCCGAGAUGGCCCUUGAAGCCGGGCGUGCUGGUGCACAUCAAUCGGACUCACAGCCUGCGAGCCGGCUUGAGCGUUCGCGCAAACGAGGCCGGCCUGCGUAACGAGCUGAUGGCCAAACACGACGAGCCACUGGGCCAGAGAUUUCUCGACGAGACGCCGUUGUCGUCGAUGGGUCGUAAUCCAGCGCGUGUAUUCCGCCGCGGCCGAAAAGACCAGACCACGCAGAUGACCACCAGCAUGACCAGCCUGCACGAGGACGGUAUGCUCGCCCGGGCCAACAAAAUAAAAGCCAUGUUUGGCGUACAGCUGAAAGAGCAAGCUACACUGCCUGGUAUAUCCAGAGAAAAGACAGCUGUGACUUACAAGAGAAUCGUGCCGCGGCAGCAGAUACUGCACACCGUGGAACCAUCUCGCGAGCCAAAUCGCGUCAACGUGUCUCGUAAGCGAAAGAAACCCGGUGCAGAUCCCAAUCAAGCUGCGAAUAACAAUCACGUGAACAGCGUGUCGGAAGGUCUUGCCGACUCCGGAACAAAGACGUUCUACGAAAAUUUACCCUUCCACGGGAUCCAAGCGCCGCCUAAUAAGUUGGUUACUCCUAAGUUUGCCCGAGUUUCGGCUUUGCAUGGCACGUUGCAUCAGUCCGUCACGGCCUCACCGUGCUCCUCGCGGCCACCAAGCAGAGCUGUUAGCCUCUGCGACGGCAGUUCCGGCUACGAGUCGACCAUGAGCCACCUAGGGCCCCACUACAACAUCUACAACGUGCCCAGGAGCAAUUCGCCGGUGCUCAAGUACAACACUCUGAAACCGCGGCGGCGCAAGCAGAAGCACUCGCAGCAGUUCUACUCACUGCGGCUGUGCCGUCGCCACGAGAACAUUCGCAGGAAAUACGAGCUGUACGCUAUACCGAUCUAUAAGACGUGCCCGCACCGGAGCGACAGCACGACCACGAUCGCGACGAUCAUGCGCUCGAUGGAGGACGCGCCGUCGCUGACUCUGAGCCAGGCAUCAGCGUCGAUGAGCCUGAUGACACGAUCGGCGCCAUCGACGCCGAUACCACCGUCACCGACGACGCCGCCGAUACCAGCGCCGAGGACGUCCAGAAAAACCGACCCGUCCAAACACACCUACCAAAAUGUUCCUCCCCCCGUUUUUCCACCGAAAAACGCUUCGUUGCCUAAGCUUAAGACCGACAGCCUAUACAACUACAAAGAGCAUUACCAGCAGCAGCAUCGGCAGGAGAUGCAGCAGUACAGCUACCCCUUACCGAGCAACAGUUCGAACCAACUAACACUGCCACUAACGCGCAGCCUCUACCAUUCCUCGAUAGUUAGUCCCCUGCAGACCUCCUUCGUCCACACUAACAGCAGCCGGCCGUCCACCCUGAUGCACCACGAGACCGCCGACGACACGAGCAAUCAUCUGCCCGCGGUGCAUCGGGACGAGGAGCAACAGCAGCCGAAUUACGGCAAUCACGACGCGAGACAGUCGUCGCGUCGACACGUGACGAAUCGGCGGAACGAUCGUAACCGGAAGUACCGGAAGCACGAACGCACGUCGACCGAUCGAAGCAAGUCGAAGCAGAGCCGACAGAGGGGUGACGUCGCACCACCCCGGCGCAGCGACUCCUUCGUCGGCUCGCCCGCCUGCGAGACCAGCUUCCACCAGAUCCCGGAUCUGGGCGUGCCGGAGACGAUGUACAAGAUUUCGUAUCCGCACUACUAUGAGGACGACAUCGCGGAGUGCUCGACAGACUAUCAUCGUCCUAACUCGGCGAUGGCGCGACAGCAGCUGCAGCAGCAGCAACAGCCAUGGGAGCGCCAAUCGAAUCGCUGCAUCGGUAACAGCACACAGCAAUUCGUGGACGCGGGCGAUGCGAAAAAUCGCAACAAAACGCCGAAGGCGAGAACGAUCUCCACGGGCCUCGGCGAUUCCCGCACGCCGUCCGCGCCCACGAUAAUGCAGUAUGCCGAGCUACACUUCCGGGAUGUCGGUCAGGAGAUCGAUGUCUAAAGGAGGGUCAGCCGACAAAGAGCGAUACGUACAUUUACUAGGAAUUCUGCGUCCGACAGGCCCUGUAGGUACAUUGUACGGAGUAUGUCACGUUACUUAUACACAUAAAUUGAGAUACUACAUAUAAAGAACAAUCAUUUAGUAAGAGAGGCAAAACUCAAACUUGCUUUAUUCGUAGAGCUACAACUUCCAAAAAGCUUUAAUUUCAUCUUUAUAAAUAAAUUAUGCAUAUGUUGCCUACAUGUUACUUUCUUGCAAAUUCUUCUCAAUCAUUAUUUCGUUGCUUAUACAGUUUAUGUGCAUUAAAUUAUUUCUGUCUCGUUAAAGAUGUGUACACGAUGUGUUUAAUUAAUAUCGUUAUAUUGUUACUGCUUGUAGAGAAAAUAUUGCUUGAUAGAAAAUCGUUUAAAGAAUAUUAAUCUAAAAAAACAAAGUAUCGAAAUUACGGCCUAUUAUGGUCUCGCAUUACGACACAAUAUUAAUCGCAAAAAGAGAACCGUCUUCAUUAUGAAUUAAAUAUGGAUUACAUCAUUGUGCGUGUGAAUCCUUGUCAAUUGUCGGUCUAUACCACAUUCUACUCUCUAAUCGUCGCUCUUGUUACGUACAACAAUAAGGGCUUCAAACCAGUCGGACGACGUCGAGUAUAAUAGUUGGAACAAUUCUCUCAAUUUCGAACCAUGCAUACCGGUUUGAUAUUUGCGGAAUGUUCAGCAUACAGCAUGAUAACACUCGUCGCGUCUAAACUUAAUCUUAACAAUUGACGAGCUGAGAAUUGUAAGCGGAUUAUCGGCCAGUGGGUUUAAUGGUCGAUAGCUCGCUUGUAAUUCCAGCAACUCGUCAAUGAAAUCUCUGCCUAACUCACGUACUCGCCCUAGACGCCUGGUUGUCGUCUAAUUGACAGACAUCGAUCAUGAACGAGAAAGCUUAACACCCCAAAUGGCACACGAAAUCAUUUGUCGAUCGCUUGCGCAGCAGGUCUGUUAUGAAACUUUGCGAACAAUCCGUCGACAGCCCGCGAACAGUAGAGCUAUGGUGUGCGUAAUCUUUCGCGCAGUCCCUCUUCAAAAACCCAAACAAUACGAAAGUUUAAGUAGACGUCUUAGCUCCUUACUGUCAAAACUUGUCAAAAGAGUUUUCUGUAGAAUUAUUUGAAAAAAUAAGAGAGAAAUAUACUUUAUGCAUUCAAAUCGCAACAUAUGAUUGAACAUGACAAUAGAUACAAUUUAAUGCAGUUGUAAACUCUAUUAUAUUCUAGUUGUAUAUCUAGUUAUUAAAAUAAAAAAA